AUGUCUUGGAAAUCAUUUUUGAAAUCUACUUUAAAUCAAAAUAUAGAAAAAAUAGGUUUAUCUGCUUCUUAUGCAUCCUUAGCUACCGUUAGACUGGACAAUACGCCCGCUGUUCGCACUGUUGUCAUGCGAGGGUUUGUUGCUGAACAUCAUAAAGAAGAAACAGGGUUGACAAGUGACCUAUUAGUCAUCACCACUGAUAAGAGAACUGAAAAGAUGAAGGAGAUAGAAAAUAACCCAAAUGUGGAAAUUAAUUGGUAUAUGAACGGAACUGUCAGCCAGUUUCGUAUUCGUGGCAUUGUUUAUAUCAUCAAAAAGGGAGAGGUCCCCAUCUGUGACUGGGACACAGCCGUUUCUUCAUCCUCAAUAGCACCAACAACUCAGCCUAGUUUGGCAUUGGAAGCAUUCAACAGACAUAAAAAGAUAAACUGUUGGGAAGCAGAACGAUUGCGUCAAUUUAUUCAGCUUGACGCAGGUUUAAGAAGAGAUAUGCUCGAUGAGACAGAUGCACCUGAUAUUAAACAAUUAGAUAUAGAAGGUAUAGAUCAGCAUGGCUGGUUUCAACAUAGUCAAUUACAGCCACUAUUGGAAAAAGCCUAUGAAAACUUUAUAUUGCUCGUAGUGGACGUGCGGUCGAUUGUUUACUGGUCGCCUCCUGCUGGAAUAAAAUCUCUUCUUUAG
This is a messenger RNA of Rhizopus microsporus ATCC 52813, 681 nucleotides long. RefSeq lists its product as uncharacterized. The transcript is spliced from 2 exons. The coding region runs from base 1 to 681 and encodes 226 amino acids. Lineage: Eukaryota; Fungi; Mucoromycota; Mucoromycetes; Mucorales; Rhizopodaceae. Gene Ontology annotation, molecular function: FMN binding. The record is from RefSeq and is a predicted model, not a curated record.